AUGUCUUUGUCGACGGUUAACGAAGCCGCAGCGGUCCAGCGGGAGAGUGAGUUAUCAGAAGGUAAUCUGAGUCGCGUGUCCGUCAAGGUACCGCCAUUUUGGCACGAACGACCAGAAAUUUGGUUAGCGCAAAUCGAGGCGCAGUUUGCAGUCGCCGCUAUAACUAGGGACGUUACGAAAUUCAAUACUGUCGUCGCAGCGAUCGAGUCCAGUGUCAUUGCUGAUGUAGCCGAUGCUGUUUUACACCCGCCUGCAACUGGUAAAUACAAUUACUUGAAGAACCAGAUUAUAGAGCGGUUUGGUGAAAGUGAGCAACGCAAGAUCCAGAGGCUCCUUUCUGAGAUCGAAUUAGGAGAUCGUCGACCAUCGCAGUUGUUGAAUGAGCUGACAGCACUAGCGAAGGAUAAAGUUAGUAACGAAUUCCUGAAGUCACUUUGGCUCCAACGUCUACCUCCGCAGGUACGUGCCAUUUUACAAACAUCAAGUGUUGACCUGGUAGAAUUAGCUAAACUGGCCGAUAGAAUUUGUAAAGCUGGCGAUUAUCAUUAA
Teleopsis dalmanni is the source of this 549-nucleotide messenger RNA. RefSeq lists its product as uncharacterized. The record is from RefSeq and is a predicted model, not a curated record. The transcript has a single exon. Bases 1 to 549 code for a protein of 182 amino acids. NCBI's taxonomy places the organism in Eukaryota, Metazoa, Arthropoda, Insecta, Diptera, Diopsidae.